UUUUUCACUUAACCAAGUUGUUUUUUUAAAACGAAUAACAUUUCUAAAAAAUUUUCUUUUUAUCAAAAAAAUGAAUUCAUUAAAAUUUUUUUUUUUUGACGCGCAUUGUCAUUCCCAUAUGGCAAAAAACAGUUGGAAAGAAACUCUUUUAAAGUUUUUUGAAGAUUGUCGCAACGAAAAAGUACAUUUUAAACUUUUAGUAAAUGGUGUCAGACCAGACGAUUGGUGCCAUGUUACCGAGUUAUAUAAGACAUAUUCUGAUAAUAUUCUGCCUUCUUACGGUGUUCAUCCAUGGUAUGCAAUGGAAUCAGUUGAAGCAUAUCCUGAAUGGAGUACUCUACUAUGUGAUUAUUUAAACAAGAAUCCUAAUGCCGGUGUCGGGGAAAUUGGGUUGGAUUUAUCUCCUCGUGCUUUAACCCGCACUCCUUUAGACUGUCAAAAAAAAGUAUUAGAGACCCAAUUAAACAUUGCCUUAAAAUUUAAUCGCCCUAUUAGCAUUCAUUGUGUUCGUGCUCACGAACUUCUUGAACAGAUUAGUUUACUAUAUAAGAUUAUACUCUUUUAUUCUUGAAAUGCAAUAAUUUUUUUAGAUACUUUCUAAAAUGGAGUUCCAAAUGACAUCUCCACCUAUUAUUCUUCAUUCAUUUAGUGGCAAUUCAGUGAGUGCAAAAAAAUUUUUGCGUUUUAACUGCUACUUUUCUUUUUCUGGCUCCCUUCUAUUGCAUUCGAAAAAGAUAAAAAAAACGUUACAAACCAUUCCUAAAUCACGGUUAUUGGUGGAGUCAGAUGCUCCUGAUCAAUUGCCAUCUCAAAGUCUUUUAAAAACAUUUUUGGAUCAAGAAGAUAAAGAUCCAUGUUAUUUCUUGUUAAGUUAUUUUCGAAAAUUAAUGAGCCGUCAAGACAUUGAGGCAAUGAUUGCAGCCGCCAAUAGGUUACAAGAUCAAAGAUUUCUUCAUCCAUUAGUCGAAAAUCAAUCGACGUGUAUAUUACUAGUUAUUUAUGGAUUAUGUGUUUGUUUAAAUAUUGAAGACCCCUACGAUUUUAUUUCAACUCUUCAUACUACUUAUUGCAAUCUCUGGAAAAAAUAGCAUUGCUUAGCUUGUUUUGUUUCCCUACUCUUUAUUUGCUCAUUUAGCAAUCUCACUUUACUUUUAAAAACUUCCCUUCAUAUAUCCUUUACAUGUAGCUAAAAGUCUUGUUAUUCUUUUCAUUGUUUCGUUCUCAGUUUGGGUCAGGUCUUUAAUUCAAUAUACGUCGUUUCUCUUUCUUCUUGACCAUAUUCUAGAUGUCGAUUUUAAUUUAGAAAAAUAGCGUAACAGAGUUUCACUUUUAACAUUUCAAUUAAAACUGUUCACAUCGAACGACAUCUCUUUAACAAAAAAUCUAAACAAAAACGCUCUACAAAAAAAAAUUAACUCAUUGUUUCUUUCACAGUCACAUUAUUAAUUGAAAACCUUCAACUCAUACUUUGACGUUUUCGUUCUUGUAGUGAGACAAAAUGAUGUUUUUUAAAACUUUAGAUAUUAGAUUUCGAAUAAAAAAAAGUAGUCGGAUCACGCAUGCUACAUCUGUGGCUGCAGUUUUUUUCAAUCAAUUCAAAUCGCUGGUAUUAUCGUUAUUCUAUAUAAAUGUAGUGUAUAGAGUUUUCUGUUACACUGCUAAAAAGAGAUUUCAUGCAAAGAAAGCGUGAGUAGAAUAAAUAUAGAUCAUCUCAGUAUAAUGGGCCUCUUAGGUUUCUCAACAAAGGGAUGCAUGCAGUUUCAAGAAAUGCUUCAUUGACGUAUUGCUUUAUAUGUUAGUCUCCUUUGCGUUCCUAUCAUACCUUAUCAGACGCGAUCGCGUAUAGUAGACAGCGAUAACAGAAGAAACAGCGUAUUUGGGACUUUUCAACGUUUAAAAAAACUUAUGACUAGAACGCGCCGUCUCUCAUAUAGACCUGAUUUAAAUGUCACCCAAACAAAUUUACGGUUGCCCUAUAUAGGAGAAUAUGUAAAACCAUUGGCCUACCGAAUUCCAUAUACCACAAAAAUUAAGAGUAUUGUUCACAUUGACCCCUUUGAAAGAUUCCGUCAAUAGUUUCUUUUUCUGUAAACAUUUUUUACCAUAGACAUCUUCACCUUGUUGCAAUAUCAAUAUUCAAUAAUAAUACUUAAACUUCUAUCUCAUUUUUUUUAAUUUUAAAGUAAAGCUGUUCUAUUUCUCUUAUGUAAAUGAAAUCUUUAUUUUUGCUUGAAAAGAAAGCCUAAAUUUUUAUUUUUAUUUUUUUGGAUUUUUGUUGUUCAUUUACACUACAAAAAUUCAGUUUCAAAGAUAAGUUUGUGUUAACGAUUUUAAGGAAUAUUUAAUAUAAUUUAUAAAGUAAAGGGAGCUUUUUUUCUUCUUUCUUAUACUGUUAGAAAAAUGAUAAAUUAUUAACUUUUUGACUUUUAUUUCCCUUACUAUUUUACAAUUUUGUUAAAUCGGCUAACUGUUCUUUUUACAUAGAACGAUAAAGAAUAGUGUUUGUUGAAUUACUAUUAUAUUAUCUUUAAUACACUCCUUUGGUAGUAGCCUUUUUUUUUUAUUUUAAUAUUAGUCUCUGUUUAAGGCUUUGAUAUGUUGUAUUUAGAAUAAUUUCAUAUAGAUUAUGACACCCCGCUGUAUAAAAAAAUUCAAGUGACUAUAAAAAAAAUAUGAUUCAUUUUUCCCUUAAUCCAACAUCCACUACACCUGACCCCCCUACUGAAAAAUUGAUGGAUAAUCGGACAAGCACCUUCCCCGAUUCAUCUGUUUUAGCUCACUCAUGUUUAUCUGUACAAAAUCAAAUGGCUCCUAUAGACCAUGCGUAUUCGACGCUUUUAAAUUCAGCAAUUCCAGAUCACUUGGAUGACAAAGAAAAUUUUGUAUCGAAAACUCAAUGUAAUAAAGAAUACUCUGAACAUUCAGUUAUCACAAAUCUUUACUUAAAUCGGACUACUUCGAAUGACGCUAUCUGCACAGCUUCUUUUUCCCAUUCAAAUACAGAUCAUAACAAAGCUAUUCUUGAUGAAGUGAAUUCCAAUAUGAAAAAAGAACAAUUUGAGGAAGUUCCUAGAGACCCAAGUUGUACGAAUUCCGGUACCAUUACUCCAUGUCGUUUAACGAGUCCUAGAAGUUUAUCUAGUCACGCAAGCCUUUUGAGCUGUGAAAGUUUCUCUUCUCGUUCACCAUCACCCUCUUCUAAUGGUUCACUUCAAUUACAUACUAAUCAUGACAAAUUUUCAUCAUCAAUGCAAGAGUCUCAUACAGAAUCGAAUCAUGGAAGUAUAAGGCAUCAUUCAUGUAACAUUCCCACGUAUUCAUGUAGUUUACCUUUGGGACACAAUCUUGGUUAUUCUAUGAUCCAACCUGGAUCGAAUUGUUUUUUGCCAUCCGCAAAAAGUUUAAAUGAUCCUGGAAUCCUUUUAUCACAUCGCCUACCUUCCCAGAUUCAACAACAGAUACAACAUUCUCAAGAUACUCAUCCAAAAGGGCACCCAACUACGAGAUGCAAUCUUGAUAUGUUUGAUUCUCGUGAUUCUUUUAGUUUAAUGGCUAAUCCUCAAUUGUAUGGGUAUCCCUCAACUAUGUUAGGUCAUCGUUUGAAUCCUCAUCAGCAAUCUUUGUCAUCGACAAGUCAUCUAAGUACUAAUACAGGACUUUCAGGUCCUUCUAAUAUUAAUCACAAUUCCUUUGUUAAUUUUAUUCCUCAAAUGUCAUCUGGAGCGUUGCAUGAUGGUACCAACGCAGCGUUCGCUGGACAUCCUUCCCCAUCUUUGUAUGCAGUUCGCAAUACCGGCUUAUCAUGCCCUGAAUUUCAUACAGUACCUUCAAACGGAACACGCUAUGUGAUGGAUGCACCGACGUCAAGACUGGCGGAUGAGUCACUUCCGACGUUUUUCAAUGCUGCUGCAGCUCCUAAUCGUCUUCCGGCGCAUAAACCUGUACGUCUUACACAACCCAAACAUCCUUUGGCUCCGUUUGCGACUCCUGUGUAUUUUAAAUACGGGGAAGAACAUUAUCCAGAGGAAACAGUACCACCUGAGUAUACGUUUACGGAGACAGAUGGUACAGUUUGCCGUUAUAUCACUAAUUUUCUAGUUUAUAACAAACGUGGUGAGCGUUUGUUGCCAAUAGAAGUUUUGGAUCAACCACGGCAUGGAGCCUUAGUACUUUAUGGUUCUCUUCUUCCUGCAACAACAAUGUCUCAAGAAAACUCGCGCUUAGGAAAAAGAGGAGGAGAUGUUGAACUAGAGAAAAUGCGUGGUGGAAAAAAACGCGGUGUUGGAUCUGGUAAUACAACAACAGGGCUUUCUAAGCGACAUACAAGUAAUGGGACAGGAUCUACGCAUAUAAAUGACUCCUCUCGUAUGAAUGUUACUCAAACGUAUCCCGUUCGUGUUGAAUUAGCUGAAUGGUGCAUUGACUACGGGCAAGAACCAUCAAAUGUUCCGUUUAUUUGGCUUAUAUCUCGAUGGGAUGUAUAUUAUCGUUUAGAAAAACCAGCUGGUCGGUAUAUUCCUACUUUUGCCACAGCCAAAAUGAAAUUUGAGGUAUCUACUAGAGUUAUUAAAACUUUACAACACCAGCCAGACACAGAUUAUAAAAUAUUAGUUGAUUUGUUAACGGCUGCCACAAGACUUGAAAAAAUUAAGAGUAAAGCACAUCGUCAAGCAAUGCUCAAAAAACAACGCGCCGCUAACAACAAAAUUGCAAAUUAUUCCGACUCUCAUGCGAACGGUAUAAAAAGUGACAUAUCAACAUGUUCCGAUUCAGUGAAACUUCACUCAAAUUAUACAGAUGAAGCGAAUUUCCAAGUGAAAAAUGGAUCCAAUGACAGUGGAACUACCUCAACAAGCACUUCUAAAAAAAAAAAUAGAAAUUGGCGCAUUCAAAGUCUAUCAACACCUCAAGGAACUGGUGUUGUUUUAACACAUCAUGACGGUCGACCUCAAGCUGUGACUUCUUGGGGUGCCCCUUAUGCUGUGGACGGUUUUAAAGAAUCAAUGCUUUUAAGUUUGACUGAAUUUUUAGAAAGCCAGCUCCGUAAUUUCAUGGAUGGUAUUGGUGGAACGUCUGAUGGUGACGUUUGCGCUGAUUUGCUCAAUACACCCUUUAUGAGAAUACUUCGUGAACGAACAGCUUUACGUAUGGAAGCACUUCAAUUAAUGGAAGCUAAACGGCGUGCUUUAGAAGUAGCAAAAAGUCUUGCGGAAGCAGCUUCCGAACACACCUUGAUGCAUGGUAUCCAGCAUACUACCACAAAUUUAGAGCAAGGACCUACUAAUACUUUGCUCACAUCAAGACCACCUGACACUAACGUUUUGUCGGGAAACUCUCAACAAAGUAUCGAUUCCAUGGCAUUUCUUCCAUAUGGGUCAGCCCCGCCUACGAACACAAAUAGUACCUUAACCGGCUCUUAUGGAAUGACGUCUAGUGAGUCACAAUGUUUUUUUCAUUCCUUGGGAGGGUUAUCUUCUCAUGUUCCUUCAACACUUGCUCAUACGUCAUCAAGUUAUUUCAACACUUUACCAUCAACGAACACUAAUUCUGGGUCCACUGCCAUGAUAGCACAGCCAAUUUUGACAGGGAAUUCCUCAAGUCGCUUACUUGUUACCAAUAAUGGUAUUGCUGCACUAGAAUCUGAAAUUCACCAUUUACAAAAGUUAUUAAGAGAUUCGGAUGACGACGAUGAGUCGAAUGAAAAUGAGGAUGGAGGAAAUGACUAUGAAGAAGAGGAGAAUGAAGAGGAUGGAAAUGAAGAACCCAAUGAAGAUUAUCCGGAUGAAGCUGAAAAUUUUCUAAAUGAAGACGAUUUAGAUGCUGAAGAUGAAGAAGAAGAAUAUCGUCGUGUAGAUAAUGAUAAGGUUAAAGAAGAGAGUGAUCAUGAGGAAACGAAAUGCGGGUUGAUCUCGGAUGAAAGAGAAUCGACUACUCAAACAUUGACAGAAACGAAAAGUCGUCCUUGUACAUCGACUAAGCGAAAAGGCCAUAAAAAAACUAAAAACAAUCGUUCCCAUCGUUCUCUAGGUAGUCGUGACACUUCAGAUAAUUCGGAAGCUUUACCGCACCCUCUUUUAGAUGUUUCCAAUACAGCAAGAACUGAUCCUUGUUAUAAUACGUCAACUUUUCCUAUUUCACCAUUAUCUCAGUAUCAUGAUCCAACUUAUUUUUCAACAGUUCCGAACUCUGUAAGUUCUUUACACCAUGCGGUAGGCAAUCGUGAGGUCAGUAUGGAUGUGAAUCCAAUGCCCUAUAUGAUUAUGGGAGCCUCACAUGAUUCAAAGUCUUUUAACUAUGGUCCACCUACCCAACACCACCAUUUUCGCCACCCCCUCAGCUCAGUACUGGAUAAACAAAAUAAUUGUAACACCAAUACAAUUGUUUUCACAUUAGCAAAACUAACCCAUUGUCUCACUUGUCUAAUUUUGUUCACUUUACCCAAAUUAAAUUUGAAAAAAACAAGCAAUAUCGACACGACACACCAAUUUACCUUUCAAAAAAUUUUGCUACAAAACAAGAAAUUAAUCAACACACUCCUUUCACUUUUGUGGAGCUGGGGGGGGGUUCUAUUUACAGCUAUUCAUAUUUUUGCAAUUGGUUUACUUUCUCAACUGUAUAGACAUGUGUCUUCAGUUUUUUUUUUUAAAAUGAUGAUACCAGUUAUUUUCAAACAUGUCUUACACUGUAUUCAUAAUUGAAACAGAUUAAGAAUUCGGUUACUGUAUAUUUUAAUAUUGUGUUCUCACGACUUUA
Messenger RNA from Hylaeus volcanicus, 6753 nucleotides. RefSeq lists its product as uncharacterized. The transcript is spliced from 11 exons. The record is from RefSeq and is a predicted model, not a curated record. Bases 2673 to 6698 code for a protein of 1341 amino acids. Lineage: Eukaryota; Metazoa; Arthropoda; Insecta; Hymenoptera; Colletidae.